AUGUCGAUGGCGCGAGCAAAUGAUGUUGUUUGUGGAAACCAGCUAGUCUCUGCUGAUCCUUUGCCAUUUGCAAGAAGCUAUCAAUUGGAAGCCUUGGAGGCUGCAUUGAAGCAAAACACAAUUGUUUACUUGGAGACUGGUUCUGGAAAGACCUUGAUUGCUAUUAUGCUUCUUAGAAGCUAUGCUUAUCUUCUUCGAAAACCGUCUCCUUACAUAGCUGUUUUCUUGGUUCCGACUGUUGUUUUAGUGACUCAGCAAGGAGAUGCUCUGAUGAUGCAAACUGACUUGAAAGUCGGAACAUAUUGGGGAGAAAUGGGGGUUGAUUUCUGGGAUGCUGCUACAUGGAAACGUCAAGUAGAUGGCCAUGAGGUACUUGUUAUGACUCCGGCUAUACUACUUUCUGCGUUGAGGCACAACUUUUUGCAGAUAGAUAUGAUAAAAGUUAUAAUAUUCGAUGAGUGCCACAAUGCACGAGGCAAACACCCCUAUGCAAGUAUAAUGAUGGAAUUUUAUCAUCGACAAUUAACCCGUCAGAGUGCACAACUUCCAAGAAUAUUCGGGAUGACUGCUUCGCCUAUUAAGUCCAAAGGUCCUAGCACUCCAGAUAGUUAUUGGCGAAAGAUUCAUGACCUCGAGAAUCUUAUGCAUUCUAAGGUAUACACAUGUGACAGUGAAGCUGUUUUGGCAGAGUAUAUCCCGUUCUCAAAUCCGAAGCUGAAGAUAUAUAAACAUGUAGAUAUUCCUUCCACAUUGUCUAAAAGUUUAGCUCAUGACAUGGAAAGGUUGAAAGAAAAGCAUGAAUGUUCGAUCACAAAAUCAACUCUGUCUGAUAAGAGUGCUGCAUCUGCAAAAAGACGUCUAUCAAAACUUUAUUCCGCUUUCUUAUUUUGUUUGAGUGAGAUGGGUGUUUGGCUGGCUUUCAAGGCAGCAGAGUUCUUGUCUCAAGAAGAAACUGACUUCUUCUCGUGGGGAGAGUUAGAUGUAUGUGCUCAAACAAUUGUUCGAGAUUUCAGUUCAGAUGCAUCUAAGGUUUUCUCGGCUUGCUUACCUUCUGGGCCACAUUGGUCAAUUGGUGGUGAUAUUCAAGCAAAUACGGAUGCUGGAUAUUUGUCAUCGAAAGUUCAUUGUCUUGUAGAGUCUCUUCUCGAGUACAGGAAUCUGAAGGAUUUGAGAUGUAUCAUAUUUGUUGAGAGAAUUAUUACAGCCAUUGUUCUUCGAUCUUUAUUGAAUGAGUUGCUUCCGAAACUAAGUGGUUGGAGAACUGAGUACACAGCGGGACAUGCUUCCGUGGUUCAGUCACAGAGUAGGAAAAUACAGAAUAAAAUUGUUGAAGAGUUUCGAAAGGGUGUGGUGAACAUUAUUGUCGCGACAUCUAUUCUUGAAGAAGGGUUGGAUGUUCAAAGUUGCAACCUUGUCAUUCGAUUUGAUCCCUCAGCUACUGUUUGUAGCUAUAUACAAUCUCGUGGAAGAGCUCGAAUGCAGAACUCCGACUUUCUUCUGAUGGUCAAAAGUGGAGAUGAAUCAACCCUUGCUCGAAUGCAAAACUUUAUGGCUAGUGGGGAGAUGAUGCGGCAAGAAUCAUUACGUCAUGCUUCUGAACCAUGUUCACCUCUAGUUGAUGAAAUGUAUGAUGAGCCUUGCUACAAAGUCGAAAGCACAGGAGCAAUUGUUACCCUCAGUUCUAGCGUAUCGUUGUUAUACUUCUAUUGCUCGAGGCUACCAUCAGACGGGUACUUUAAAUCGAAUCCUAGAUGUGUGAUUGAUAAGGAAUCACGAACGUGCACACUACAACUUCCCAAAAGUUGCCCAUUGCAAAGAAUUAUUACUGUUCAGGGGAAUAGUACUAAAAUAUUGAGGCAACUUGCAUGCUUGGAAGCUUGUAAAGAGCUUCAUCGUGUGGGUGCGUUGACUGACAAUCUUGUUCCAGAUAUCGUCGAGGAAGAAGCUAUCAACAAAGAAUUGGAAUGUCAAAUCCAUACUGUUGAAGAAUCAAAAUACUUCCCACCAGAAUUUGUUAGUCAUUUCGGAAAUGAGACAGAAGCAGUGUACUACUGCUACCUAGUUGAGUUGCAACAUGAAACUUACGACGAUUUCCAGCUUCAUGGGAUUAUACUUGCUGUUAGGACAAAGCUCAAGUGUGAUGAUGAAAUAUUGGCAUUUGACUUGGACGUUGACAGGAGGCGACGCGUGCAAGUUCAACUUAAGUAUAGUAAAGUUGUUACACUUACUUCUGAAGAGAUUCGAAGGUGUCAGAGGUUUCAAGUUAGUGUAUUCAAAAUUCUUCUUGACCGUGAUCUGAGUAAACUGCAGGAUGCUUUGGCUGCAGGUCAAUCUCCUAUUAGUUCUGCAGUUUCCGAUUAUCUCUUGCUCCCAUCUGUGGGUAAAUCCUCUGAAAUAAACUGGAAAUGUGUGAAUUCUUUGCUGUUUCCGUCACAAGUUCUUGGGGAUAAGCAUAUGGAUUGGUGUUCUACACAAGAUCGUAAACGCAGUGUGAACACCAAAACUGGGGUGGUAUGUAGCUGCCUGUUGGAGAAUUCAUUGGUCUUUACACCUCAUAAUGGCAAUAUAUACUGCAUUACCGGUUUUUUAGAUAAUUUGGAUUGCAACUCAUUGUUGAAUGUGAGAACUGGAGAAUCCAUUACUUACCGAGAAUACUACAAAAAGCGGCAAGGAAUCGAACUAUGCUUUGAAGAACCACUUCUUAGGGGAAAACGUAUUUCGAAAGUGCACAAUUACCUUCAGAGAAACAGAACUCAGAAGGCUAAAGAUUCAACUGAUUCAUCUGUUCAGUUGCCUCCUGAACUUUGUUUUGUUAUCAUGUCACCUAUCUCUAUUUCUACCCUUUAUACGUAUUCAUAUGUUCCUUCAAUCAUGCAUCGGAUUGAGUCCUUGGUUAUGGCCUCACACUUAAAUAGUAUGCUUUUGAUUGACUGCAAACUAAACGUCUUCAUCCCAACCGCUAUGGUUUUGGAAGCAGUGACAACAAGGAAAUGUCUCGAGAAGUUUCAUUUGGAAUCACUUGAAACGCUUGGAGACGCUUUCCUCAAAUAUGCUGUCAGUACACAGCUGUUCAAGACUCACGAGAAUCAUCACGAGGGUCUUCUCUGUGUUAAAAAAAGUAAAAUCAUUUCCAAUGCUGCACUGUGCAAGCUUGGAUGUGCUCGCAAAAUACCGGGAUUUAUCCGUAACGAAGCAUUCAAUCUUCAAGCAUGGAUCAUUCCAGGUGAUAGUUCACAAGUUCACAGCUUCAACGAAGAGUUCAUGACGUCUUCAGAUAAGAUGUAUAGUAGGAUAAAGCAGAAGAUUAGAAGUAAGAGGGUAGCUGAUGUGGUUGAGGCACUAAUAGGUGCCUACCUCAGCUCAGGCGGGGAAGUAGCCGCUUUAUCAUUGAUGAAAUGGCUAGGGAUGGACAUCGAUUUUGCUGAUGCACCGAUUCAAAGGCACUUCCCAUUGAAUGCUGAGAAGCUCGUUAAUGUCAAGUACUUGGAAUCCCUGCUACAUUACAAGUUCCAUGAUCCAUCUCUGCUUGUUGAAGCACUUACUCACGGAUCUUACAUGCUACCUGAGAUUCCACGAUGCUAUCAGAGGUUAGAAUUUCUCGGAGAUGCAGUGCUGGAUUAUGUCGUUACAGCACAUCUGUACUUCAAAUAUCCAGGACUGUCUCCAGGACUAAUAACAGAUUUGAGGUCUGCCUCGGUAAACAACGAAUGCUAUGCUCAAUCUGCAAUAAAGGCUAGCCUGCACAAGCACAUCCUUCAUGCAUCACCGGAUCUGCAGAGGCAGAUAUGUAAUACUAUUGAGGAUUUCAAGAACUUGAACCUUGUGUCCACGUUCGGAUGGGAGGCUGAAACAACUUUCCCUAAGGUACUUGCAGAUGUUAUCGAGUCCCUUGCUGGUGCGAUCUUUGUUGAUUCUGGCUUCAAUCAAGACACUACAUUUCAGUGCAUACGACCACUUUUAGAACCGUUAGUUACACCUCAGACACUAAAACCUCAUCCUGUAAGAGAGUUAAGUGAACUCUGUGACCAGAAAGGUUAUGUAAAGAAGAAGGAUGUCGUCUCUCGUGAGAAUGGUGUAGCCUAUAUUACAGUGGAGAUUGAUGCAGAUGGCGUUACUCACAAGAGCACGUGCUCGGGACGAGACAAAAUCAUGGCCAAGAAAGUUGCUUGCAAAAAUGUGCUCAAGUCUCUCAAAGAAUGUUCAUACAAUGCAUAGCAU
Solanum pennellii is the source of this 4218-nucleotide messenger RNA. Its product is annotated as endoribonuclease Dicer homolog 2-like. Gene Ontology annotation, cellular component: nucleus; cytoplasm. Gene Ontology annotation, biological process: siRNA processing. Lineage: Eukaryota; Viridiplantae; Streptophyta; Magnoliopsida; Solanales; Solanaceae. The transcript is spliced from 22 exons. The record is from RefSeq and is a predicted model, not a curated record. Gene Ontology annotation, molecular function: RNA binding; ATP binding; protein binding. Bases 1 to 4215 code for a protein of 1404 amino acids.